CCGGCUCAUACACGUGCAGUAGAGAGCUAUACUUUGAAUUAAACAAGUAGUUCAAACAGUCGGCUUAAAUGGGCAUUUAAACAGCAAGGCUGACAUCUCUUUCGCUUUCCGGACAGCUGAUCGACCGACCGUGCAACUCUGGAAACUGGAAAAAUGGAAAGCGGCUUGUCGGUUUCUGACAGUGAUGUCUUCACGUUCACUCCUCUGGUGGUACUGGAGCUGGCUGAUGACACUAAAACAGAGGCCAUGACAUGGUUACUAAACAGGAUCAGAGACAAGCAGCAGAGUGGAGGAGCUGAGUUGUUGGUGGAGCAGCUCUUGUUUCCAGCUCAGGACGGUCAGAAGUGUAAUCCAAAUGUCUUUGUGGUGGGCUCCACGUUACAGAGACUCUUAAAUGGGGCUGAAGAUGUAGGGAUGUUUAAAGAGUUUCAAGAUGGAAUAAUGCGAGGAUUCACCUAUGCCAAUAGAGAAAGCUUUAAGGACUUUCUAGGAGAUGGUGAUGGAUUUCUCAGUAUUGCAGAGUGUCAAUACAUUAUCAAACAUGAGCUGGACACACUUAGAGCUAAGAGUGAAGAGCAUGUUCCAGGAUAUCCUAAACUAAAACUCUACCCUGGAAAAUCAGUCGUGCGAAGAUUGCAGUCCAAAGGCAUCUUAGUCCAGUAUUUCCCUCUCCAUGACAAAGAAGAGCUGAAGAGACUAUCAUUCUCUUGGUACAAAAAGAUCAAAUUGUCCCUCCAGCCACUUGAUGACAUCAGACAUUACUUUGGGGAGGGUCUGGCUCUCUACUUUGGAUUCCUGGAGUAUUUUACAUUUGCCUUGGUACCCAUGGCCCUUAUUGGGAUCCCUUACUACCUCUUUGACUGGGAGGACUAUGAUAAGUAUGUACUGUUUGCUGUCUUCAACCUGGUUUGGUCUACGGUUUUCCUGGAAGCGUGGAAGAGAUGCAGCGCUACAUUAGCAUACGAGUGGGGGACGUUGAGCCGUAAGAAAGCGUUUGAAGAACCCAGGCCUGGAUUCCAUGGAGCUCUGGGGUUUAAUCCAGUCACGGGCCGAGAGGAACCGGUCUACCCCAGCUCCAGGCGUCAGUUGAGGAUAUAUUUGGUGUCCGUUCCAUUCGUACUGCUGUGCCUGUAUCUUUCCUUUUAUGUGAUGAUGGUCUACUUCGACAUGGAGAACUGGGCCAUAGGUAUAUACGAUGAAAACCCAAACUUUGCGACCAGUAUUCUGCUGUUCGUUCCCAGUAUCAUCUACGCUGUUGUUAUCGAGAUCAUGAACCUAUUGUAUCGCUAUGCAGCGGAAUUUCUCACAAACUGGGAAAACCACCGACUUGAGUCUUCGUUUCAAAAUCAUCUCGUGCUCAAAGUUUUGGUGUUUAACUUCGUAAACUGCUUUGCCUCUCUUUUCUAUAUUGCUUUCGUCAUGCAAGACAUGGUGCUUCUGAGACAGAGUCUGGCCACCCUGCUCAUCACCUCUCAAAUCCUGAACCAAGUGAUGGAGGCCUUCCUGCCAUACUGGCUGCAGAGGAGGAGGAACAAGAAGGUUCAUAAGAGGAUGAGGAGGCUUAUGGGUGAUAAAGAGCUCCCCCUGCUGGAACAAGUUCAGCUGGAGACUGACAUGAACACAUAUCUGGGAACAUUUGAUGAUUACCUUGAGCAGUUUCUGCUGUUUGGAUAUGUGAGUCUGUUCUCCUGUGUUUACCCGCUGGCUGCUGUGCUGUUGGUGCUGAAUAACAUCACUGAGGUUUAUUCUGACGCCUUCAAGAUGUGCCACGUCUUCAAGCGCCCCUUCACUGAACCAGCCUCAGACAUCGGAGUAUGGCAGCUGGCGUUCGAGACAAUGAGCAUCAUUGCCGUGGUGACCAACUGUGCCUUAAUUGGUUUGUCCCCACAAGUCAAAGAGUACUUCCCUGAAUCAGAGACUCAGCUGAUCCUCAUUGUGGUGGCUGUAGAGCAUGUUCUCCUGGCCCUCAAAUUCAUCUUGGCAUUCGUCAUUCCAGAUGUUCCGAAACGUAUCCAAAUCAAACUCGCCAAGCUGGAGUUUGAGUCCCUAGAAGCACUUAAGAAAAGGAAAAUGCUGGAAGUCGCGGAGAUCUGAAAUACUAAUAAGUGACAUGCGAUGACAACAGAAGAGGUGAAAAACAUGAAAGUACAGGACAUUAAUUAAGGUGUGCACAGAAUGUACACCAUAAAUUAUUACAUUUAAAUGACUUUAAAUAUGCACUCCUUGCCAUGUUAUUUGCAAAAAUGGCUAAUACUAAUUCUGAAUAUGACACUUUGUUUUUUAAUUAUUAUUAUCUUUUUCUGGUAUUGAAGCAUGCCCAUAUUAUUUCAUGAUUUAUUUUACUCAUUAUAACGGUUACUGACACAAUGAGAGAUGGGUUGGGAAUGGGUAUCCAAUCGGUGGAUUGUUUGAGGUCAAGUGACCAGAUUGAAUUUGGUUCUUUUUCAAAAUAUUAUUGCUGUCUGAAUGUCUGAAGCUGUCUAAAAUACUGUCUGUAAAGAAUGUUGUUGAAAAGUUAUUUAUCUUUGGGCCUGAAAUACAAAACACAAAGACAUUUUGUGUGUGUGUCCAUACACGGAAAUGCUUUGUUGAUGAGAGGUCAACGGAGAAUGGCCAGACUUGUUCUAACUGACAGUUAUUUAUAUAUAUAUAUAUAUAUAUAUAUAUAUAUCGAUCAGCCACAACAUUAAAACCACCUGGCUAAUAUUGUGUAGGUCCCCCUCUUGCCACCAAAACUGCACCAACCCGCAUCUCAGUAUACCAUUCUGAGAUGAUAUUCUUCCCAGCACAAUUGUACAGAGCAGUUAUCCGAGUUAUCGUAGACUGUCAGUUAGAACAAGUCUGGCCAUUCUCCGUUGACCUCAUCAACAAAGCAUUUCCGUACACAAAACUGCCGCUCACUGGAUAUUUUUAGUUUUUGGCACCAUUCAGAGUAAAGGGCCAGUUUGAGUGUUUCUGUAACUGCUGAUCUCCUGGGAUUUUAACACACAACAGUCUUUAGAAUUUACUCCGAAUGGUGCCAAAAACAAAAAACAUCCAGUGAGCGGCAGUUCUUUGGAUGUAAACGCCUUGUUGAUGGACUGGUUAGAACUGACAGUCUACAGUAACUCGGAUAACCACUCUGUACAAUUGUGAUGAGAAGAAUAGCAUCUCAAAAUGGUAUUAUGAGAUGUGGGUUUGCAUGGUUUUGGCAGCAUGAGGGGGACCUACACAAUAUUAUGCAGGUGGUUUUAAUGUUGUGGCAGAUCGGUGUGUGUGUGUGUGUGUAUAUAUAUAUAUUUAUAUUUUUUUUUGGACAAAAUGAAACUGGUUCCAAAGAUUUAGCAGUGCCUUUUAAAUUCACUGUAUUUACAUGUUAUGCCUUUUGUUUACUGAUCUCAUGUUCACCCAAUGCUGUACUUAAAGAUAAGCAUAUUCAACGUUCUCUGCCUGGAAAUAAAAUCUUUAAAUAUAACAAUAACCUGUGUUUCUUGUAUUUGCCACAUCUUCCAGAGAUGGAAAUGUUUGAUUACGACUUUGA
Molecule: messenger RNA, 3520 nt
Organism: Xyrauchen texanus (razorback sucker)
Lineage: Eukaryota; Metazoa; Chordata; Actinopteri; Cypriniformes; Catostomidae
Product: anoctamin-10-like
Exons: 14
Coding region: 154-2094 (646 amino acids)
Biological process (GO): chloride transmembrane transport
Cellular component (GO): plasma membrane
Molecular function (GO): chloride channel activity
Source: RefSeq, a predicted model, not a curated record